This is a messenger RNA of Anopheles stephensi (Asian malaria mosquito), 2523 nucleotides long. RefSeq names its product glutathione S-transferase C-terminal domain-containing protein homolog. The coding region runs from base 637 to 2460 and encodes 607 amino acids. The record is from RefSeq and is a predicted model, not a curated record. Gene Ontology annotation, cellular component: centrosome; cytoplasm; spindle. Lineage: Eukaryota; Metazoa; Arthropoda; Insecta; Diptera; Culicidae. Gene Ontology annotation, biological process: mitotic cytokinesis. The transcript is spliced from 3 exons.
UCAGCAACAACAUCAUCCACAACAAAAGCAAACAUCAUUUACCACACAUUGCACGUUUUUACUGUGUUUGCAGUAGCAAUAUUACCUUACUAUCCAAUGUUUUUGUUAUAUUAGAGUCUGAUAUACCACAAACAUGAUAGAGAACCUGUCCAAGAAACGCAUGGUGUUUGGAAUCAGCUGCCUUAUAUUACUAACCAUAGUUGUACUGAUCAUCGAAUCCAAAUGGAUGAAGGCAGGCUCUCGUCGACAGGAGUUUGUGAUCGAGAAUAAUUCCACCUGCUGGCAGCGCGAAACGUACGAAGUGAUCAAGGACUGUCAUCCGUGCACCGCGUUUGAGAUUGCGAGCAAAUCCCAGGGAGUCUGUGUGCAUACACACAACAAAGAGGUACUGAAGUGCAUUGGAGGAGAGAUCGUGACUAGAAGCUGUGACCGGGUGGCGUGGUUGGAUGAACGGCACUACUGGUCGUUCCAAAUUUCACUUUCAAUUGUCGGUACGCUUUCGGCGGCGAUAUCCUUUCUGCGGCAGAAAACGCUUAACCGACGGACUAUGCUAAAGAUUCAGCGAGAACUAGGUGCAUAGGGGAACGAGAAAAAAAAAAAAACACUCGCUUAGCUUCCACAGAUACAAAAAAUAGGAUGAAGCUCUACCUCAAGUACUACUAUCGAGCACCCGGGUCUGUGGAUGAUUCUCUCCACCAUCUGGAUGUUCCGCUCGAAACGUUCGUCGUGCUGGCGCUGUACCGCUACUUAGAAAUUAACCCCUCGAACGUUGUCGUACAUUUUGUGCAAUGCAAAGCAACUUCCAACGUUCUGCGGGUUGUGGUGCCUCGUUCGACAAUCCGCGGCGACCAGUCGGUCAAUUUCAUCGACGCCACGAACACGGUUCCGAACGAUGAACAUCCGGCACUCUUCUGUCAACUGCCCUCGAUCUCGAUCGAGCGCAUCAACACGAUUGUGUCCGGGCUGUGUGGCGUUUGUCGCCGCUUGACGAAGGAACACAUUGCGACGGUAUCGGCAACCUCGGAAGGAUUGCUAGGUUUCAAGGGCAAUACACUGGUAGCACCGGCGGACGCUUCUCUGUGGACAAAGUUUUGUGAAGUUGAUAUAAUACGGUGCGUGGAAGAUUUACUCACAUUGGAACCGGUGGCCAGUAGCCUGCCCCACGAGCUCGGUCAGUUCGAAAGUCAUCUGCUGCAGCCACUGAAAUCACACAACAUCUACAAACUGAUCAAUCUUGUUAACAAUGUGCGCAUAUCAUCGGACGAAGAGCAUCAGAAGCUGGUAGGCGUUGAUCAGCGGUUUGAUUUCCAUGCCAACCACAAGUUUGCGGAAGGGUACGAGAAAACACUGGCCGACCUGAUACUGUUUAUUUGCUUCGAUGUGAUUGAACGCCGGCUGUCGAAGGACUUUUUCCGCAAAAAGUUUCCCAACACUAUGGAGUGGCUAGAGCGCGUGGACAAGGACGACGAUGGCCAGCUGAAACGUGUGUGCAAUGAGGUAAUGCCACACUGGGACGGUCAACCGUCUCCACUACCCUGGUCAAGUUUGGCCGAACUGCAGAUUACCAUCCCGAAGGAAUUUAGUCUGUACAAAUCGGACACGAAAAAGCUCAAUCUGAAGGGCGAUCAAAUACUGACAACUAAUCAAGCGGAGGUGGUUGACAUACUGCGUAAAGUGAGCCGCAUCCCGACCGAUAUUGGCAGCACGGAGAACGAUUGGGAGGCGAACCUGUUCAGCUGGGACACGGUACCGAUGGAUGCGCGACCCGAGGGUGGCAAGUUACCGCCCGCUCGCAUUCUCCGUAAACGGCACCAGCUGGAAAGUUUGGUCAACGAAGUAAUGCAGCUGGCAAACAAUGGCUCAAUCAUUGUGGACUUUUGCUCCGGCACCGGGCAUCUCGGAAUACUGCUGGCCUACCUCUUGCCAGGCUGCACAAUUUAUCUGCUAGAAAACAAGGAAGAAUCGCAACAACGUGCGAUGGAACGCGUGGAAAGGCUUGCCCUGCGCAAUGUGGUGUUUUUCCAGUGCAAUUUGGACUACUUUACCGCUCGCUUCGACAUCGGCGUAUCGCUGCAUGCGUGUGGCGUUGCCACGGACAUCGUGCUGGAGAAGUGUUUCGCUCAACGGGCACACUUUGUCAGCUGUCCGUGCUGUUACGGGAAGCUGUACAAUCUCGAGCAGGUAACGUACCCGCGUAGCAGCCUCUUCCAGCGAUCGGAACUGUUGCUGAGGGAGUACUUCUGCAUAGCGCACUGUGCGGAUCAAACGCAUGAUCUGGCGAGCGAUAGGACGAAUGUGGCGAAAGCUCAUCAGGGAUUUUACUGUAUGGAUGUGAUCGAUCGGGACCGGGCACUGAGAGCGGAAGAGCUGGGGUAUGUGGUGUUGCGCAAGCGGUUGAAGGACGAGACCUGCACGCCAAAGAACCGGCUUUUGGUCGGUAUUUAUGGUGGCGGUAUUUGAAACGUGCGUUGGAACGAUUGUAGUGUACGCUUCGAAAUAAAUGGUAACAUUUUAAUUGUGAAA